AUGUCAACGGAUGAGGCCGCAACUCGAUGCAUCGAACUUAAUGAGGCAGUACAAAUUUUAGUUAAGGAAACUAUUACUUCUAUAGAUGCAGACGUUGAGCAUAUUAAAACUGAUACAGGCGCGGUUGAAAAUAAUAAAGUUGUUGACGCUUCGUAUGUCAAUCCUAAAGCAAAUUACCUUUGUAAACAGUACUUCCGUGCCUCGGGGAGUAAUUGUCCUCCAAUGAAUGCUGAUACUAUUGAGCGUAUUCGGUUAAAAGAAACAAAUAUUACUGAUGAUCUAAACCAGACGCUUCAUAAAUUAAACCAAGCUGAGACUGUGAAAUUGCUUUUCGCAAUCGUGGACUGCUAUCGAACAACGCUGCAAGAAAAACUUAAGGAAAGAAUAGAGAACCUCACUGAAACACUUACUCUGACUAAUGAAGAUUUUUCUAUGCGCAAGGCAGUAUAUUCAGAAUUGCAAAGUACUGAAAAGGAGCUUAAGAAAAUUGGGAAAAUAAUUUCCUCGUCUGUGCCAUGUGAAAUCACAAACUUCGUCACUUCCUUGUCAAAUAUUAUUCCUGAUUCAGCGCAGUGGAAAAACAAAUUCGGUGAAAUGGCUGAAUGCAAAUUGAGUGAUUCAAAGUCUUCAGGUAUUUCUCUGUCCGAAUGGAUUUCGAUUUUGAGCAAGGCCCAUACUGUUCUUACAGAUAAUGACUGGAAUCAUAUAUCCGUUCAUAUUUUAAAAAGUGUAAAGUCUCCAACAUUUUGUCGUCUCUACUGGUUUCAUAGACUGCGACCAGGUCUUGUUCAUGGAAUGUGGUCUUCAGAGGAAUUAGAGUCUCUCAGAAUUGCUGUUACAAUCCUUGGACCUUGUGGUCAGUGGCAAAGAAUUGCUGAUCGUUUGAAUAACGGUCGAUCGGCUUUCUCCUGCUUCAAAGCUUGGCAUAAAUAUCUUAACCCUGAUCAUCCUUCCAAAAUCGCUUGGACUUCGGAAGAGGACAAAUCUCUUGAUAUAAUUGUGGAUGACGAGGUAAAACAUGAAUGCAAGGCCAUUAGCUUAAUUGACUGGGGAGUGGUUAGUGCUCGUCUUCAGUCUCGGUCAGCCAUUGCCUGUCAGCGUCGUUACGACGAGUUGCACAAAAUCUCUCAGUCAGAACCCUUUACUAUGGAGGAGGAUCUUGCACUCCUCAAGUCCAUUCAGUGUCUGGGGACUGGUGGCGGAGCGUUUGGUUGGGGUACGGGCGGUGAGAAUCCGACAUGUAUUGGCACUUGGUCAGUUAUUGCAGCUCAACUUCCAACACAACGCCGCACCGCUCGGGAAUGUGAAUUGCGCCACAAUGAACUCUGCGAGAAAUUCCAGCCAUGGACUUACAAAGAACUUCGACGACUCUUUAAAUUUUCCACCCGUAUCAUAGAAACCACCAGCAAUGAUUCUGGACCUCUCAUCGCGGUGAAUAUACUGUCUUACUUUCCUGGGCGUCCUAUGUCCGCACUUCUGGCUAAGAUGCGAGAUUGCAAGUUGUUGGCUAGGAUUUUAAAGCGUCUGCGUCGUUUUCCUCACCAUCUAGGCGUCAAAUUUGACGAAAUUUUCUCUUCAGUUGAAAUGAAACCUAUUCGUCCACAUCUUUUUAGUCCUCCCUCUGUUCUUUGUGAGUGGGUGGGGCAACUUCAAAGAAUUGGAAUCCGCAAUCCCGAGGGUUAUGCAUUUUCACGGCUUCUUGCGUGGAAGCCCCGAGAACCUUAUGUAGUUCCCGAAGGUCAAAAGCCCGAUUAUAUGUUGGAAGCCUUCCAUGAAUUCAAUCAGUUAUUACUGGAUCUUGAAGAAAAUAGGCUUCUCCCAACUUCUGCGGAAAUUUCUCAGCUACAAAAUGAAUCCUUAUCAGAAGUGAAUCCUCUAUCAUCAUCAUCAUCACCACCACUAUCAGCACAAUCAAAUCAAUUUCAUGAGAAUAAGGGUGUACAUAUCAUGAGAGUGGCAAAACUCAUCAAUUCAUAUCAGAUGCGGCCAGUUGUAUUUAGCUUGCUGUCAAAGGAGAUAGAACGUAGAAUGCAUCUAGCAGUUCCAGAUCUGCCCAGCUUUAAUGGCGAACGCGGUGAGGGAAAGCGGAAAAUAAAGACUCUUUCGCGUUAUUCGGUUAAUGAGGACCUGAAGGCGGGCGAAAAAUUGCUCAAAGAUCACGAAUUUUUUGUCAAAAUAUUUGAACGUGUUCUUAGUCAUAAUCCCAGGGCUUCUAACGCGUAUUACGGCUACAAUCCCCGUGCUCUUGAUGGGAUGGCACCGGAGCUUGCGGGAGAUAUGCUUUUCUACGCGCAGGAAGAAUUGAUCGUUGGUGUAGCAUCUCAAGAAACGCAAGAGACAAAAUGUUACACCAAGAGUGUUCCUCUAGCUAAGCUCCAACGUAUUAUACGCAUUCGCCAGUUGUUACUGAAGUCACGUAUUCUGACAAUAAAAUCAGGCUCUCUUAAAGCCCCUUGGACAAUGCCCUUUGGAGAGUCUGGACGCAUGGAGCAGCAGCAGGAACAGAUCAAGCCACCUCUCCUGGCUCAUAUUCCUGAUUCACUUCGUGCGAAAGUUUUGCUUCCAACAUUUUUUUCCAACUGGUUGACAGAAAAGACAACUUCUCUCAUUUCUGAAUCUCUGGGAGUUGGUCAGGGCUCUGCAAUUCAGAUCAUGUCUCCCAAUCAGUCUACCGUCUUGGUUUUCAAGUCUUUAUUACUCAAGCUUCCUGAAUUUCAACGAGUAGCUGGGGGGACUGCUUUGCGAAUUCUACGAUACAGGACCGACUGCAAUUUUUUCGGACAAUCCCAAACUGAGAGCUCCGCAAGUGAAGUUCAAAAUACAAAAAUUGAUGAUUUAAUACAGAAAAGACCAGACAUAGCGGCCAUGCUUUCAAGUGCGAAGCAUCGAACAUUCAUCCUACGAUGUUUCUCUCUCUUUCUCUGGCCUUGUCUCCUUGCCAACAUGCGGGCUCGAGGCAUCAUUGAUCGCUCCAUCGCCUUCCUCAAUGAACAAUUACAAAAUUUGGAUGAAUUUGGAGACAAUGGAGAGGACGAGUUGGAAUCGAAAAAGUCUCCAAAGAAAAGGGAGACGAAAAACGUUGGGAACGCGGAGGUGCCUUCGAGUAAGCCAUACCGUUCAGAAAAGAUUUGGAAUCACCCAAGUUUCCCUAACGCCUGGAAACAGUUCACCGUCAAUUUCGACGACACUAUGAGCGUUGUAUGCGAGCUGCCUUCCAACGUAGAAGACCUCUUUAAGUGUGGAUUUGUGCCCGACAGCAUCAAUCCCUAG
This is a messenger RNA of Rodentolepis nana, 3270 nucleotides long. NCBI's taxonomy places the organism in Eukaryota, Metazoa, Platyhelminthes, Cestoda, Cyclophyllidea, Hymenolepididae. The record is from the annotation of a GenBank genome assembly.